UGGAGCGUUCGAAAUGCACUAACAAGACGUUUUGCUAUUACAGUAUACGAGUGCGCAGUAUAAAAAAGUUAGUACUUACGUGCUAUAAAGAGUAAAGACUAAAGAGUGGAUUUGAUGUGCUGUGCUUGCUGACUGGCUUGGUUUCGUUUCCCAGGGAUCGAGAUUGCAGACGCCUAUCUAGCAGAAAAAAUUCAUGAAUUGGGCAUGCAGGUUUUUCGUUUCGAAUCCGUUCUCACCUUUUGAGCAGGAAAACCCUCGUAAUUUUUGUCAGUAUUUCUUCUACGAGAAGUUAUUUUGGUAUUAAUUUUCUCUUUUUCUCUGUGCCUAUAUUCAUUUACUGAGACUGGCAAAACUUUUAGUUGGACAUCUGUGUGGUGGGUUGGCUGAGAGCGUGUUGCUACGGUGGAGUGUAGUGCGGUGCCAAUCCGCAUUAUCUGCUCAGUCAGCGCAAUGGACGAGCCACUGACCAUCCUGCGCCGAUCCUCUGCCGUCCCUAACUUUGUUCACACGUUUAAUAAUGUCAUCAAGGGCUACCUGAAUCUCCCUGAAUUGGGCAUCUCCGAGUACGAACACAGUCUCCUUCCUCCGGAUGCGAAAACAGAGGACGAGUUCGAUCCGCUGGUUCUGCCUAACAUUAUCAUCCGCCUUCUGAAGGGUUGUGGUCAAGCGUACGUGCGGGAGGACAGUUGUUUCGAUAUUCUGCGCAGUCUGGCCAUCCGCAAAUGGCAGGCGUACUGCCCAACCGAUCUGCCGUGCCCCUUCACCGCGGUGACCGGUGAGUGUGCGGAGAACGCCGUCACCGCGUCGUCAACGGAGGCCGUGCCAGAAGUGAAAGUGGAGACGCCGCGCAUGGCCCUGCUGGAUUUUCACUCUCUGGCCCCGGUCAUGAAGGCAGAGGUGAUGGUGGUCCUGUUGAACUGCUGGAUGAUGAACUAUCUGAUUAGGACGAAUUACAUCGAAUCGGUGGAGGAUGAUGUUUUGAGAAUUUCGCCCAUUGGAACGGACCAGCGGGGCAAUACGUACUAUUAUCUCUGCGGAACGAGGCUGUACAAAGAAAGCAACGCCGACUACGAUUCCCUUGGAGGAAAGGGCACAUACGAUUGGGAGCUAAUAGCGUCGGAACCCGAACAGUUUACCCAGAUUGUAGCUAACCUCCGAAAACUGGGCAAUAGCACCCGCAACCGAUCACUGGUCAGUCAUCUGGAAAACAAAAUUCUCCCUGGCCUCCAUGAGCAUUUCGAAAAUCAGCGCAACCAUGACCUCGAGCGACGCAUGACUUUACGCCGGCGUCGGUCUGCCGCGGCGCAGCUAGCGCGAGAAAAAGCCCGCCAGGAGCGGCAGGAGGUGCUGGCACAGCGAAAGCGCCCUAAAUCUCCAAUGAAGGCCGAUGAAGCCGUGGACGGUGACAGUCCAGUAAAGAAAUUGUCGCGAGCGGAGCGCUAUCAGCGACGGGCUAUGAUGCACGAAACCUUCGAAGUUCCUAUGUUUAUUGCGCCAUUGUUUACGCGGCCGCCUGCGGAAUCAAUUGAGUCGUCGGAAGUAAAGGUCAGACGCAAAGCCCCUGUUUCUGUUACGAAUGCGACUAGGGAAGAGUUGAUGAGUAAAGCCAGAGUGUUGCUAGCCCAGUAUUUGAAGAAAACGGAUUAUGAUUGGCCCGUGUGACACAGACCGAAAGGAACCGUUGUUUUUAUAUGAUCUACCUUUAUUAAUCGGACUGCACGGAAAUUAUUCUGGUUUUCUUCUUCACUUGGUGAAAUUGAUUAAUACGACUAUGUUGUGAUAUAACAUUUAAAAUUUUGAAAAGGUUGCCUUAUAUUGUGAUGGAUUUUGUUUUUGUCAACGUCAGCUAGACAUUACAGUUGGAUUUUUUGUAAACUGUAGCUUUUAUAACAUAUUUGCAGGCAUUUAUUUGAUUUUUAUGCUGUUGGGCCAUGUACUGGAUUGCUGGCAAAUGGUGAAAUAGUACAUUUUGUGACUUGAGUUGCUGUUAAAAGGAUCAAAAAAGCAGUAAAUUGAUG
This is a messenger RNA of Paramacrobiotus metropolitanus, 2018 nucleotides long. RefSeq lists its product as uncharacterized. The coding region runs from base 451 to 1662 and encodes 403 amino acids. The transcript has 2 exons. Gene Ontology annotation, biological process: regulation of DNA-templated transcription. NCBI's taxonomy places the organism in Eukaryota, Metazoa, Tardigrada, Eutardigrada, Parachela, Macrobiotidae. Gene Ontology annotation, cellular component: RSF complex. The record is from RefSeq and is a predicted model, not a curated record.